This is a messenger RNA of Ctenocephalides felis (cat flea), 2749 nucleotides long. RefSeq names its product GPI mannosyltransferase 2-like. Lineage: Eukaryota; Metazoa; Arthropoda; Insecta; Siphonaptera; Pulicidae. Gene Ontology annotation, cellular component: endoplasmic reticulum membrane; mannosyltransferase complex. The coding region runs from base 935 to 2497 and encodes 520 amino acids. Gene Ontology annotation, molecular function: GPI mannosyltransferase activity; alpha-1,6-mannosyltransferase activity. The transcript has 4 exons. Gene Ontology annotation, biological process: GPI anchor biosynthetic process. The record is from RefSeq and is a predicted model, not a curated record.
CAAAGUAGGAGAAAAAUACACGAGUCGUAAAUUGAUAAGAAUUGUAACCUUGAAAACGUUUAAUAACAGUUUAGAAAAAGUUUUGCAGUUUAUCAGAAGUCUAAUUAUAUAUUCUAAAAAGCAGAACAAUAAAAAGAAGUGAUGAGUUUGCAGUCAUGGGUUUAAAUAAAUGAAGUAUAAAUAAAAAGGUUUUCCACCGACUCUUGGAAUUGCUGGAUCGAAAACUUUUCUAAUAUUGGUCGUCCAGGGGCCCACUGCUCGAAUAUGAACUGAAAGAUGGUUUUCAUUAGGACUUGAGGAUAGGGUGAAAGGAUGAAAUUCGUUCGCGUUCAGUUCCGAACAUGCAAUCCGCACCCAUUGUCCUGAUUUGUAUGUGAAGUCGUGAGGUUUCUUGAAUUUUAGCAGAGUCACCUCUGGAACAUAGAGAAAUAAGGUUAGCAAACAAAAUAUCAUCCCUAUAAUGUAAAGAAAACGUUUUCUUCCGACACCAUCAUGGAUCUUCCCAAGAACCGAAGAAACCUUACAGAGCAAAUUCCAGUUGAAAUCAUGUUAUAUUAAGUAUAAAGUUAAAUAGUACAAUAGUUAAUGCAUCGUUAGUCAAUUCUCAAUGUGAUAAGGAACUUAUAUCCUAAUAGAUUAUAAAUUUUUAAAAACGCUUAAUUAUUAGAAUAAUAUGGAAAACUAAAGAUUUUAAGAAGUAAUUCAAUGUUAUUGAUGUUGACUAGUACAAAGUUUAAGAAUUCAAAUUCGCAUUUGCAUUGCAUUGAAUUCAAUAUUCGUUUAUUGAAUUAUUUAAGCCUUUUCAUGCCAGAUGAAGAAGAAUCACCCUCUAAACGUAUUUAGAUUUUAGGAACGAUUUGUUUUAAAACUAAGUUACCAAAAGUAUUUGUUAUUAUAUGAAAAGCAAAGACUGAUAAAUAGUUGUGAAACCAAAAUGUACACUUUAAGACGCAAAAUUUUGUGGUUCGCCCUAUCAAGUCGUCUCUUCCUGAUUUUUCUCCAAGCAGUCGCCAAUAAUUUGAUACCGGAUCACAAGGCUGAUGCAUUCACAAGUCCAAUUCUGGAUACUAAUACUACUUCUUAUGGAGACAUGUUAAUCCAAAAGACUUUGGGUGGUUUUAAUAGAUGGGAUGCCCAGUAUUUUAUGCACAUAUCCCAAUAUGGAUACACUUAUGAAAAUACAUUGGCAUUUUUUCCAUUGUAUCCAUUGGUAGUCAGAGUUGCUGCAGAAGUUGCAAAGGUGUUCCUAGGAAACUUUUUGGCUUAUCAUAGUACGCUUUUGUUAUCAGCGGUUUUGCUGAAUGUAUAUUUUUUUACAAAAGCUGCCCUCACAUUACAUCAAUUAACAUUAGUUGUACUAGGGGAUGAAAAACUGGCAUACAUAUCUUCAAUAUUAUUCUGCGUAAAUCCUGCCAGCAUUUUUUUUUCUGCGCCAUAUUCAGAAAGUGUGUACGCUUGGUUGAGUUUUGCUGGAAUGCUGCGAUGUCUGGAUAAAACCGAUAUAAGAUUCGGCAACAUUGCUAUAACAACUGCUGUACCAUUUGGAUUAUCCUGCGUUGCUAGAUCUAACGGUCUUCUAAAUAUCGGAUUCAUAUUGUAUCAUUGGACACGAAAUGGCGUCCAAAAAAUGUGGCCAGAAGUUGUAAAUAGAUACAGAACUUUAAAAACUAAAUGGGUUACACCUUUAUUAGUUCUUCCGUUUGUGGCAGCUUCUAUACAGAUAAUUAUCACUUUGCUGGUUACUUUAGCGGUUUAUGUCUUAGUGCAGAUUUAUAACUACAGACAAUUUUGUACCAGAACAACAUUGGUAUUACCAGAAUUUUUGGUUCAAUAUGCGGAAUCAAAUAAGUUUGUUAUGCCAGGCUAUGGAAUGCCCCCUUGGUGUGAUGAAGAAUAUCCAAUCGCUUAUUCAUAUGUACAAUCACAUUAUUGGAAUGUUGGAUUUAUGCGUUAUUAUAAAUGGAAACAAAUACCUAAUUUUUUGUUAGCAUUUCCAUUAAUAUCUAUAAUAUUAUGGAACACAUGGAAAUUCAUCAAGCAGCAUUCAGGAUUUUGUCUACGCCUUGGAAUUUUUCCAAACAAAUAUCAGGAUAUAACUAAAAAGCGCCCAAUUGUAAAACCAUUGUAUUCUACAGAGAUGUUUGUGUAUUAUGUACAUGCAACAGCUUUGGUUAUUUUCUGUUUACUAUUUGUUCAUAUCCAAGUUACAACCAGACUGGUAUGCUCUGCGAGUCCAGUUCUGUACUGGUCUUGUGCUUAUAUGUUCAAUUCGAAGUUAACAGAUAAAAAUCCAACAAGUAUUAGAACUACAGUCAUUGGACAGAACCAAAGGACCAUGAGUUUUGAUUUUGAGAACCUCGAUAAUAUGUACAGCAAAUGGAAGACUUUUUUGAUAACAGAAAGUUUAUCGGGACGAGAAUCCUUGAUCAGAUGGUAUUUUUUGAGUUAUUUUGUCAUCGGAACUAUCUUGUUCUCUAAUUUUUAUCCUUGGACUUAAUAGGUCGGAGAAAAACUCAUAUUUGCAUAUUGUUGAAAUAUGUAGAUGAAACGUUCUUUUACAAACCGUACAUAACUUUUUUGCAAAUAAAUUAUAAGCUAUUAUGACUUUAUAAAAACAGAAGAAACAAAUAAUUGUAAAACAUUGGACCAAAGAAUUUUUGUUGUAAAUUUGUAGUACAAAAAUUAGUCAAAUUAUAUAAAUAAUAUAAGACCUUAGUUAAAUUGAUAUGUGCGAUAAAAAGCUAAAUCC